UUCCUGUCCUAGUACUGGCAUCAUCUACACUAAAGGUACCGGGCUACUUAAGGUUUUACAUCAGUUCUGUCUACUCUCGUCUACCCUGUCGGCAAUCCUUCGCAUGUUACAAACAAGAGGAGUUUCACCACGCCAAUGAGCAACUCCACCGAGGCUGCCAAGGAAACCAACAAGCCGUCUCAGAAGAACGACGAUGACAUUCGAUACAUCUGCUAUGGCGAGGAGAAGGAGUCCCCUUGGUUACCUGCUAUCAAGCAGCUGAUCUCCAAAGAUCUGUCGGAGCCAUAUAGCAUCUAUGUGUAUCGAUAUUUCCUCUAUCAAUGGGGCAAAUUAUGCUUCAUGGCCAUCAAUUCCAAAGAUGAACUGGUCGGAGUCAUAGUCUGCAAGCUCGAGCCUCAUCGAGGAGGUCCGAUGCGAGGCUACAUCGCCAUGCUUGCCACCAGAGAAGAUCAACGAGGCAAAGGCAUCGCGAGCAAACUCGUGCGUAUGGCGUGUGACGAGAUGAUUGCAGAGGAUGCAGAUGAGAUUGCUCUCGAAACAGAAGACGACAACAUCCCCUCCCUUCGCAUUUACGAGAAAUUGGGCUUCAUCCGAAGCAAACGACUACAUCGAUACUACCUGAAUGGAAACACAGCCUACAGACUGCUAUUAUAUCUCAAAAGUGGCAUUCCCAAUCGUCCAACAUUUCCGCCUGAAUACCCACCACUAGGACCUGGAGAAGCGGGAUAUCCAGUUCCUGAUGAUCCGAGAGCGGCCCUUAUGAAUGAGGAUCUCAUCGAGAGGCAGGUUGCGCAGCUGCGUAUCGCAGAUGUGUACGACGAGAGACAUGAUGUGAGAGGUGGUGGUACGUGAGAUUUAGCAGGC
This is a messenger RNA of Sphaerulina musiva SO2202, 864 nucleotides long. Its product is annotated as acyl-CoA N-acyltransferase. Gene Ontology annotation, cellular component: NatC complex. Gene Ontology annotation, biological process: N-terminal peptidyl-methionine acetylation. Gene Ontology annotation, molecular function: protein-N-terminal amino-acid acetyltransferase activity. The coding region runs from base 136 to 852 and encodes 238 amino acids. Lineage: Eukaryota; Fungi; Ascomycota; Dothideomycetes; Mycosphaerellales; Mycosphaerellaceae. The transcript is spliced from 3 exons. The record is from RefSeq and is a predicted model, not a curated record.